Scomber scombrus (Atlantic mackerel) is the source of this 2203-nucleotide messenger RNA. It is a transcript of the gene slu7, whose product is annotated as SLU7 homolog, splicing factor. Gene Ontology annotation, cellular component: spliceosomal complex. The record is from RefSeq and is a predicted model, not a curated record. Lineage: Eukaryota; Metazoa; Chordata; Actinopteri; Scombriformes; Scombridae. Bases 139 to 1839 code for a protein of 566 amino acids. The transcript is spliced from 15 exons. Gene Ontology annotation, molecular function: pre-mRNA 3'-splice site binding. Gene Ontology annotation, biological process: mRNA splicing, via spliceosome.
GAUGUAAAAUGGCGACGGUCGCGUAGUCAAAACCAAAACACAUCAGACGAUCUUAAACGUAUUGUACGACUCCGUGAACCUUCUCACUUUUACGAAGUAAUCCCCGUUUGCAUUGUUGGAUCUCAUCAAGGUUCAAUCAUGACUGAGGAGGCUACUGUUAACCCUGUUUCGGAGGGGAUCGUGGGUCUGGAUGAGCCCAAAAAGAUGACCAGGGAGGACUGGAGGAAGAAGAAGGAGCUGGAGGAGCAGAGGAAGCUGGGAAACGCUCCAGCUGAGGUGGACGAGGAGGGAAAGGACAUAAACCCUCACAUCCCUCAGUAUAUUUCAUCAGUGCCGUGGUAUAUCGAUCCAUCCAAAAGGCCCACACUGAAACAUCAGAGACCACAGGAUGAAAUAGAAGAACAAUAUUCAAACAUUGCAGAGUGGUACAAGAGAGGAGUGCAAGAGAAUGCUGUUACCACUAAAUUUCGUAAGGGCGCCUGUGAAAACUGUGGCGCCAUGACACACAAGAAGAAAGACUGUUUGGAGCGACCCAGAAAAGUCGGGGCAAAGUUCACCGGCACAAGCAUAGCUCCAGAUGAACACUCUCAAUUGUGCCUCAGUUUGGACUAUGAUGGAAAGCGGGAUCGCUGGAACGGGUACGACCCUGAGGAGCACCAGCGCAUUGUGGAGGAAUAUGCUAAAGUUGAUCUGGCCAAAAGGACACUGAAGGCACAGAAGCUACAGGACGAGUUAGCUUCAGGAAAACUGGACCAAGUAAGUCGGGAACAUGACAGCGAGGAUGAGGAUGAAGACAAAUAUGCAGAUGACAUCGACAUGCCCGGUCAGAACUUUGACUCCAAGAGACGAAUCACUGUCAGGAAUCUGCGUAUCAGAGAAGACACUGCCAAAUACCUGAGGAAUCUGGAUCCAAAUUCUGCCUACUAUGAUCCAAAGACUCGAGCUAUGAGAGAGAGCCCAUACGCCAACACUGGCAAGAACUCUGACGAAGUCGGGUACGCUGGAGACAACUUUGCUCGCUAUACUGGGGACACGAUCACCAUGGCCCAAACACAGUUAUUUGCCUGGGAGGCCUAUGAGAGAGGCUCUGAGGUGCAUCUGCAGGCAGACCCAACCAAGCUGGAGCUGCUCCACUGUUCCUUCAAAGUCAAGAAGGAGGACUUCAAAGAGAAACAGAGGGAGAGCAUCCUGGAGAAGUAUGGAGGUCAAGAGCAUUUGGAUGCACCGCCGCGCGAGCUGCUUUUGGCCCAGACGGAGGACUAUGUGGAGUACUCUCGUCAUGGCGCUGUACUGAAGGGUCUUGAGAAGGCCAUAGCUCGCUCCAAGUACGAGGAGGACGUGCUCAUCAACAACCACAUUUGUAUUUGGGGCUCUUACUGGAAGGAUGGCUUCUGGGGAUACAAGUGCUGCCACUCCAUGGUCAAACAGAGUUACUGCACGGGAGAGGCUGGAAUUAGAGUUAACAUCUCAGACUGUGUUCCGUUCGAAGAAGGAUUGGCCGAGCCAGAGGAGGAAGAACAGCCCAAAACACUGCUGGAGAUGCAUCAGGAUAAGAUGAAAGAGAAGAAGAAGAAAAAGAAGAACAAAAAGAACAAGAAGCACAGCUCUGACAGCAGUGAUUCAGAGGACGAAGAGAAGAAGAAAGAGAAGUUAAAGAAGGCUCUAGAAGCAGAGGACAAGAGAGUAAAGCAUGUGGAUGCAAUAAUGCAGCUGGAUGAGAGGAAGAGGCCGUACGCCAGCCUGCAGGAAGUGAAGGCGCCCACUGAGGAGGAGAUGGAAGCCUUCCGCAUGAAACGCUGCCGGGCAGAUGAUCCCAUGGCUUCCUUCCUGGGACAGUGACCUCUUUUCAUUCCUGUUGACUCCCUCAAACCUUUCCCAAGGACUCUUAUCAGAGCAGUCGCUCGGUGAAAACAAAUGUCUCGGACUCUUUCAACUAAACUUUGAUCUUGUAAACUCACAGCAGGAGUCUGUUGUUGUACAGUAUUUUGUCAUUUUGUAAACGUUUGGUUGCCACAAGACUUUAGAUGACAGACCAUUGGAAAAUAGUGAUGUAUGCUUUUCACUUCCAUGGAAGAAAUGUGUAGUAGUUUUCUUUUAUCUUGAUAAACUAUAAACACAUUUGGCCCUCAGUCUUGACAGUGAUUUGAAGAACAUAAUUAUUAGUGGGAUUAAUACAUUUUUGUAAUAAAAAUGUCUAAAAUUA